This is a messenger RNA of Saccostrea echinata, 847 nucleotides long. RefSeq lists its product as uncharacterized. The transcript has 6 exons. The record is from RefSeq and is a predicted model, not a curated record. Bases 56 to 847 code for a protein of 263 amino acids. NCBI's taxonomy places the organism in Eukaryota, Metazoa, Mollusca, Bivalvia, Ostreida, Ostreidae.
UGAUUUAUCCACACGUACUGAUACAGGAAAAAUUAACCAAUCUCCCGUUUCAGCAAUGGCUUCAUCAGUGAAGGUUUUAAAUUCAUGCACCUCACAACCAAUCAUGAUACCAGUUGCGGACUUUGACGGAGAUGACGUACGUUGUCGAUUUGCCAGUUCCUCGGCAGAAUGCUCUGGUAUUUGCACUGUACCUUCCUACUUUACAUUAUAUGAACCAACAUGUACUUUAACGUACAGUGGAAGCGCCUCUGAUGGUAAUUACGCUAUUGCAAUACAGAUAGAAGAUUUCAUAAACCCAGCCUCAACUUUGCCUCUUAGCAGUGUUCCAUUACAAUUUAUCGUAAACGUGAAUUCAACUGGCUCGUGUUCUAACCAGCCAACUUUUAUAUCCCCAACUCCCGCAGAAGGGUCAACAAUGCAAGUUUAUAAUGGCUCACUGGAGUUAAAAGCACGGGUUAGGCCUUCAAAUGUUAGUGAAUGGAUCACCAAAUUUCAUAUUCUGUCACCACUCAAUCUUGUCAUGUCUGCUAUUUCACAACCAGUGUCUAAUGAGUAUGAAGUAACGAUAUCAUGGACGGCAACUCAUCCCGUAGAUAAGAUUGGAGAGUAUAUCUCGUGUUUCUCAGCGGAAACAAACAAUAGACUUUCGUCCGGUUCAAGAUGUAUUACAGUUAAUUAUACAGGGCAUGGUGUAAGCCUGAUAGGGCAUGGUGGUUACCAGAGAGGGUAUGGUGGUAACCUAAUAGUGUAUGGUGGUAGCCUGAUAGGGUAUGGUGGUAACCUAAUAGGGUGUGGUUGUAGCCUGAUAGGGUAUGGUGGUAACCGGAGAGGUAUGGUGGUCACUUGA